Messenger RNA from Zingiber officinale, 3375 nucleotides. RefSeq lists its product as uncharacterized. Gene Ontology annotation, molecular function: protein binding. NCBI's taxonomy places the organism in Eukaryota, Viridiplantae, Streptophyta, Magnoliopsida, Zingiberales, Zingiberaceae. Bases 58 to 2937 code for a protein of 959 amino acids. The record is from RefSeq and is a predicted model, not a curated record. The transcript is spliced from 8 exons.
CGUAGACGACUUGAAACAGAGAAAAGUAAAAGAAGCAAAAGAAAAGAGCGACCUGCGAUGACGACGGUGGCGGCGGUGAGGAAGAGGGGCCGGCCGAGGAAGAUGCGGGAUGGCGUACACCGUCAUCGCUCGCCUACUUCCCCCUCGAGUGCCCCUGAGGCUCCUCGCCGGACGCUACGCCAGCGACGGCGACGCCCCCUUCGCGAUGGAUUCGCUGAUUUCGACGACUACUUGGAUGAGGAGGAGGAAGUGGAAGUGGAGGAGGAGGAGGAGGAGGAUCUGGAGCGGAAAAGAAAGAGGCGGCAGCUGAAGCUCAUCCUCAAGCUGCCUCCUUCUUCCCCAACCACUGACAGACGGGUGGAGCUCGAGGAGGAGGAGAGGAAGCCCCGAAGGGUUGCUCCCUCAGCGCGAGAGUCGCCGUCUUCGUCUUCAGCUACUUCGUCUUCUUACGUGGAUGACGACGCUGAGGAUGAGGGCGAAAAGGAGGAGCCAGUCAAGCCGCUGAAAAAGCGCCACUUUGAGCGAAUUGAUGCGGGUGUUCGUUCCAUUGGAUCUGCUCCCCGAGAGGUGAGGGAGAAAAAUCUCAUUCGGAGAUCCACGGGGCCUGUUUCUGGGGUGUCUACAAGUUCACAGCCUGCAGGAACACCUUUGCCCAACAGGAAGUUGUUGGAGGCCAUUCUUGAUAAGAUUCAGAAAAAGGAUACUUAUGGAGUCUUUGCGGAGCCAGUGGAUAUCGAAGAGGUUCAUUACUGUUUUAUAUUAUGUGACAUAAUGAUAGAAGAAAGCAACUGGUUGACUUCCUUACAAUUUACUGUCAUGCUUAUUCUGCUUCAGCUUCCUGAUUACUUUGAUGUGAUUGAGCACCCAAUGGACUUUGGGACUGUUCAGAAGAAAUUGGCAAGGAAUUCAUAUCGGUCUCUUGAACAAUUUGAGGGUGAUGUCUUCUUAAUUUGCAGUAAUGCUAUGCAGUAUAAUGCACCAGACACAGUAUACUUUAGACAGGCACGGGCCAUGCAAGAAAUUGGGAGAAAAGAAUUACAAAAGCUACGAACUGAGGUCAAAUUUAUCAAACCUGAUUCAAAAUCUGAAGAGAAGAUCAGACUAAAUCCCAUUGAGAAAAAACCACUGCAAAAGUGCCUGCCAAGAGUUGUGCAAGAAUCAUUUGUUUCUGAUAUUUCAUCUGCCACAACUCUUGCUUCUGGAGGGGACAUUGGUACUGGUUUAAGCACAGUAGAAGCUAGUGGUGCAGAUCCUGCUACCACUUCCAAUGGUCUUGCUGAUGGCAGUUCUUCCCUGGGUGACAGUAAAUCAGAAAAGACGGAUGACCUUAGAGUGAAAGGCUCUCCAUCUAAGCUUGGGAAGCGAUCACUUGAUGUAGAUGAAAAUAGGCGUGCCACUUACAAUAUUAGUUGUGACCAAGAAAGCAUAGCAGAAUCUAGCACUGUGUUUGAUGUUUUUGAGGGAGACCAAAGGCAGCUGAUUGCUGUUGGAAUUGAUGCUGAAUACGUGUAUGCAAGGAGCCUGGCCCGUUUUGCAGGCAAUCUUGGUCCUUCUGCCUGGAAAAUUGCGUCAGAGAGGAUUGCAAAUGCUUUGCCUUCUGGUGUAAAGUAUGGCUAUGGAUGGGUCGAUGAAUAUGAACCACCUCUAAGUCCUAUUGUGUGCAGUCCCAAGUUGAAACAAAAGCAGAUUAAUCAGAAUACAACCGUUCAGUUUAAAAUGCCUCUGAAGAAGGAUAAAGUAACGACAGUUGGUAGAAAAGCUAGUGGAAAUGGAGAUUUAAAGGAAGUAGAUGAUUAUAACACACAGAGUCAGCUUCGAACCAGUUUUCACAACAGAGAUUCUGAUCCUGUCAAGGAAGGAAAUGAUCUUCCUAGACUUCAUGGAACAAAGAAACAAUCACCCAACACUAUCUCUGUACCCCGGCAAAGGACAGAUGCUGCUGUAUUGCAGAAGAACAAACAAGUUACAUUUAAUUUUACUAGCACUAGUGCUGCUUCUUUAGAGCAAGUUCGAGAAUGUCAGUCAAGUUCCUCAAAUACUAGAUUGAUGAAUCAAGCUUUACAGAGCUCUCACGUUUAUGAUAGUGUAGUCCCUUCUAGACCACCUGCCACUGUUAACCAAACAGACAGAAAAACUGUGCAGCCAGAAACUCUAAAACAAAUGGAAUCAUCAAUGGCACCAAGCAGGAAAUCUAAUGAAAAAGUCACUGUUGGUCAAUUCAGUAGUGGAAAAGUCUCGGCUGGUUCUUGCAAUAGUCUUGAUAAUACCAUGAGAUUUCUUUCCCCAAAUCAAACACGAGUCGUAGCCAAUGACCCUCUGUCAUUGGCCAGUUAUGAUCAUGGCCUUGAUGAUCCUUCAAGAUUAAUGGGCUUGCCAAUCAAGAUGUUUAGCCAGCCAAACAUUUCAAGCAAUUCAAAUUCUCCCAAAACAUUCCCGUCAGUUGUUCCACCAAGUGGUAGAGAAAAACCAAAUGUUCCAGAUUAUGUCGCAGCACAAAUGUGGAUGGCUGCCAGAGCUUCCUCACACUCUAAACCACUACAGCAUACGGUAGAUGCUUGCAACACUUCAAAUGGAUCUGUUUCUACAUUUUCUUAUGGCUCAUGGAGAGCGCCAAAUUCAUCCCCCAGGAUCUCCAACGAUUCCAUUACAAUCUCCAUGUCUCAAGCUUUUAGGCAACCUAUCCAGGUGGUAGGUUUGGAACCUCAGGUUCGUGACAAGGGACUGGUCAUCUUCCCUCAGCUAGUUGCAAAUGAUAGGUCUGGAUUUCAAAAUCAGAGUCCACGACAAGGUCUGGUUCCACAAACAGAACACAAGCAUAGCAAGAAUAUGUGCCCUCCAGAUCUAAAUAUUAGUUUCCAGCCUCCUGGAUCUCCGGUUCUGCACUCUCCUUGCAUUCUCAAGGACUCUCAGCAGCCAGACUUAGCUUUGCAGCUCUGAUAAUCCAUUUUCAAGGUUGGUUUAUGUCACGGAAACAAUAUUAUGGAUGAGGAAAGAAUGUUAAUAUGAAGUUGUUUUUCAUCAGAUGAAGCUUGUUUGUGCUUGCAAGAUGAGUAGGUAAUGGAAGAAGGAAAUCAUCCUCAUGGACUCAAUCAACCGAUCUUUUGCUUGAAUCAAUCAUUUUGGUUGGAAAUCUACAAUGUGAACUAUAGUCAUGUUGAAUGGUGAAUAGAGCCGAUUUUGUAGAUGGACAUAUGCUGAUGAAUCAUGACUGGACACACAUAUCUGAUAAUAGAUUUAGCCAUUCUCACUGACCAACCAAGGCUGAUGGUUCUUGGUCAUGAUUUCAGCUUUUGGUAGAAUCAUCAAAGAAAUCUAUGCGAAAUGCAAAUUUUCUUCUGCUAUUUGCUUUUAAUAUCAUAGUAUGUUUUGCUGGAA